UUUUUUUUGUUCUAUUUUUUAAAAUCUAUCUAUGGGAUUUAAAAAUGAAUACUCCCUCCCUGAUAAUAAUGAUAAUAUUUUUCAUGCAUCGAAAUGAUCUGUGGGUCAAAUUCAGUCUACUUGCAAGUAAACUUUUUGUGUUGAAACCCACCGAGAAACGAAAUUUGUUAAUUCCGUUUGUUUUCGGUUUGGACUUUUAGGUUUACCGGAACUUGUUUACACUGUAUUAUUGUGCUAAAAUGUAGUCCGUUCCAAAACUUAUUGUAAGAAACGAUUGCACAUUUUAUAUCAAACAGUAUUAUACUGAAAUAUUCUGCAAAUUAUAGAGUAGCUAUCUUUAUAGAUUUUAUUGAGGAUAUCUGUUUACCAUUAAAUUUUACUCGCUCACUGAUAUGGAGUGAAAAGAACUUCCUCCAAUAUGGACUCCAGUGAGCGACGUGUAAUGAUGCUGAGGUUAACUGUGUUUAUCGUUUUUGUUAUUCAAGCCAAUGGACAAGGCCAAAACCCCCCAAAAAGUGUCAAAACACAGGGACAUAUACCAAAUAAUGGCGAAAGGAGAUAUAAUGUGCAAUCUACUCAGAAAGCAUUUGCAGAACAACCUCAUCAGACUGGAGGAGGUGAUGGGCGACCUGAUGUCGGGAAACCAACAGCUUUUAAACUUGCAGAGAGUAAAGAAUGUGCAGAUGAUAUUGUUAAACAUUGUAAUCCCAAGAUAUACAAAAAUAAUUUUGCCAUUUUGGAUUGUUUACAGAAUGACGUGAAGAUAAUGGAAGAUUUAUCACAAGUUUGCCAGCAUUUUAUAUGGAAAUACAAACGAAAUUUAACACAUGAUGACAGAUUUGACUAUGCAGCAGGAGAAGUUUGUAAAGUUGAAUUGAGUCAGAACAAAGAAUGCUCACAGCUUGAGAAAGGCAAAGGAUUAAUAAUACCCUGUUUGGUGGACAGCAUAGAAAACAUCACAGGAAAUUGUCGAACAUACUUGGAGAAAAUGGCUCGAAUUGUGUUCAGCGACUACAGACUUAUUUAUCAUUUUGUGGACCAGUGUACAGCUGACAUUGAGCUUUUCAGAUGUGGACGAGUAGCUCCAAUAGAUGAAAAUGACAUUCAUUCUCAAGGAAAGACAUUAGAAUGUUUGGCAGACAAGAUAGGAGACCUGCGAGAUAGCUGUAGGAAGCAGUUACUGCGUGUGGCAGAGUUGCAGGCUGAUGACUACCACUUAGAUCGUCAGUUGUACUAUGCUUGUCGAGAUGACAGAGAACAUGUAUGUGCAGAUGUUCCAGCAGGAGGAGGAAAGAUAUAUGAGUGCCUGUUUAAACACAAGUUUGAUAACAAAAUGUCCAGAAAGUGUAAGGAAAUGUUGACAAUAAGACAGCGACUUAUAGCUGAAGAUGUGAAGGUAGAGAAGACGUUCUACAGUGCUUGUCACCGAGACAUUAAAGAACACAAUUGUUACAAGAAACAAACAGAGGCAGGGGGAGACUUUCGGAGAGCCAACAUUUUAUUGUGUUUAGAAAAUGCUAUUAAAACAGAGCAACAAAUAAGUCAAGAGUGUCAAGCUGAAAUGGCUGAACUUCGACAAGAAUUGAUGGAGGAUUACUCAAUCAGUCCUGAGAUUUUAACAGACUGCAAGACGGAGAUAUCAGAAUCCUGUGAAAAUGGACUAGAGAAAGGGGGUAAAACCAUUCACUGUUUGAUGGAUUUAGCACGCCCUACAAGAGACAGAGCACACAAUAAGGAAUCAAAAAUCUCGCCGAAAUGUCAAAGAGCUCUGGAGGCAUUGAUUCAGGAAGCAGACCCUGCCGGUGACUAUCGGAUGGACCGGGUGUUACAGAGGGCAUGUGAGCCUGUGGUACAACAAGGAUGUAAACACAUACAGCCAGGGGAUGCUAGAAUAGUUAGCUGUUUGAUGGACCACCUAGACUCUGAAAUCAUGACUGAUGAAUGUGAGGAGAGGCUGAUGGAGAUACAGUACUUCGUGGCCAGGGACUUCAGAUUGGACCACCAGUUGUUCAGCAAAUGUCGGCGCAAUGCCAGGGAGCUUUGCGGAAUCAAGGGUGAUUGGCUUGAGACUCGACACAAAGAUGAUGAGAGACCAGCUUAUGUCAUCGCAUGUUUGUUCAGACAUUUUAAACAGGAAAAGAAAAUGAAAGGGAAUACAAGAGAUUCGUCCAAUGCACAGAAAGGGAUACAGGUCUCCAAGCAGUGCAAGUCUGAGAUCAAACGAGUCAUGAGACAGAGAGCUCACCGAGUUCAGCUGAAACCUGAGAUCGAGCAAGCUUGUCUCAAGGACCUUGGGAUGUACUGCUCAGAUGCUGAUGACCCUGGUGCAAACCAAGAAAUUCAGUGUUUACAAGAACAUUAUGACAGUUUAGAGGCUGAGUGCCAGGAUGUCAUAGGGAACUUUACAGAGGAUGAAGAUGAAAUGCCAGAGCUGGACAUCAUUCUGAUGAAGGCUUGCACCCCAAUGAUUAACAAAUUCUGUGACACCGAUGAAGAUGGUGAAGGAGAUGACUCAGAUGAAAUCAUGGACUGUCUGAUAAGAAACAAGAACAAAAGAGAAAUGAAUGAGAAAUGCAAAGCAGGCAUAGAACACCACCAGCUGAUUUCAAUGAAGGAUUUCAGAUUUGAUCACAAAUUCAAAGAAGCUUGCAAACGUUCUGUUUCAAAGUUCUGUAAACAUAUGAAAUCAAAAAGUGAUGUCAUUUCCUGCCUCAGUGAAUAUGUCAGAAAUGAUACAUUGUUAGAAAACACACACCACAUUGAUAAAGUUUGCAGAAAACAGCUCCGAGUAGAAGUCUUAGAAAGGAGCGAAGAUGUCAACCUGGAUCAAAAACUGUUUAAAGCCUGCCAUAAAGAUAUGAAAGAAAAGUGUAGUGGUGUUGAAGCAGGAAAUGCUAAGAUGGAAGAAUGCCUUAAGAGCCACCAAAGGUCCUUGUCUGCAAAAUGCCACAAACUUCUCUUCAAGCGGGAGCAAGAAGAAGCUGUGCUUGGUGAUUAUAAAGUACACUCAGUUUGCAAAAGAAUGAUUAAGACAUAUUGUAAUGAUGAUGACUUAGAGGAAGAUGAAAUUCUGCCCUGCCUAAAGAAGAACAAAGAUAAGCUGAACUUUGAUGAAAAAUGUCGCCAGCUCAUAAUUAAGCGAGAAAUUGCAGAAAACAAAGACUAUAGAUUAAAUCCUGAACUACAGAAGAAGUGUGUCAUGGACAUUCCCAAAUUCUGUUCACAUAUUCUCAAAACUCAAAAUAAUGAUCAGGAGUUGGAGGGCAAGAUUGUUACAUGCCUGAGGAAACAAUUUGCUGUGAAGAGAUUGUCCAGAGGCUGUAACACUAUCAUCAGAGAUGUUAUAAAAGAUUCUGCACAUAAUUACAUGGAGGAUCCAGUGCUGGCAACUGCCUGUGAAAAGGAGAUUGUUGAAUUCUGUGGGGAUGAACACAAGAUGGCAAUGAAGGAAAAGAAUUCAGUCAGUAGAAAUAAAGUAGAAAUGGUACAAAUUCAGGAUAGCAAUGGAAGAGUGGUGGAGUGCCUGAAGAAAAACUUCCUUAACCGUAUCAUCACAAAUGUUGCUUGUAAACAGGAAAUUGAGCGUGUGAUACAGGAAGCACAGAUUGAUAUUAAUGUGGACCCCAUACUGCAUAUGUCAUGUCAACGUGACCUUCAGAAGUUCUGUGGUGACCUGGAGCCCGGAGAGGGGCGGAGAAUGGCUUGCCUGCUGUCAGAGCUCGAGGACCACCCUAAACAGAUCUCCAAAGAAUGCUAUAAAUUGUUGGAAAGGAGAAAACAGUUGUGGGAGCUGGCAGCGCAGGGUAAACCAAUUGAGGGCUUUCAGGAUGUAUAUCAGCAGAUUGUGGCCUCUCCUUCUAAGAACUAUCUCCUGUUUGUCAUAUGUAGCAUCAUAGGAGUCUUCUUUCUCGUGGGUAUUACAUGUGGACGAGUCAGCAAACGAGUGGCCAAGCAGAACAAAAUGAAAUAAAACAUACGAUUACAUUCCAUUCUGUACACGCAGCUUCCAUCAGAGACCAAAUUCAGCAGUUUUCUUGUAGUUUUAUUCACCUUUGAUUUUUUUCUAGUUAUUUUUAUUUUGUAGUAACUUCUGUAAAUUUCACCUUCAAUGGAAGUAAAAUGCAUUCAUGAAUUUGAGACUAUAGUAUUUUCAAUACAUGUAUAUAUAGUGUGGUCUAUAUUUUGGAUUUAGACCUCUUUCUUAUAUGCUCAACAAAAACCCUCUGGGAAAAGAUCAAAUUUUGUUGGUUGAUAGAUGAAAAAAAUCAUCCUGUUUUAAGUGUGUAUGCACUCUACCAAAAUGUAAUUUAUUUAGUAGGACAUCUAUCUGUGAUUCCUGUAUUAGCUGCAUAUUAUCUUUACAUACUUUGAGAUUGUUUGCAUUUCAUACACAUUGCAAUUGUUUGUACUGUACAAGAGGAUUAUGUAAUGAAUAUAAUGAGAUGGUAUGAUUGUUAAUGAAUUAAUGAGUCAGGGAUUUGAAUGUGUACAAGUUUUUUCAUCCAUGUGAACUUGCAGUAGCAUAGAAAUGAUGCGACAAAGUUUACAUUAGGUUUAUGAAAGUUUUGAAAUCAGUAACUUUGUAAAAUAUUUUUCUAAACACUUUUAAAAAAUGAAAAAUUUGUCCGUGUGAGUAGUUCCAGACUUUGUGGGUAAAAUGAAAGUUGGAUAGAUGGUGCUUCUCCAUACAUGCACCAACUAUGAAGUCAUACUUAACAUAAAGUCAAAUGCAUGGUGUUUAAUGCUUCAAAAGGUGCAGAAAUACUCGGGGGUUGGGGGUGUUAAGACUUGAGAUUCAUCAUACAUAUAAUCAACAAGUUUGGAAUAGGUUCUGCGAGAUUGGGCCUUGAAAUGCAGAAGAUUGUGGGUCAAAUUCACAUGAUUUUUUAAAAAAUCAUUCCAUUUGCCAUGUGUCAACUUUUGUACAAAAAUUUAACCCUAUUUUGUUAAAAGUGGCAAUUGCAGAGUAUUACUUCAACAAAUUUCAAAAUGUCUAAACCUUGGAUAAUGACACUAAGAUGUUACACAAUGUCUUGAUUUACAUGUAACACAUCCACACAAACAUAUUCUUGAUUUCAUCGGCAGUCCAGAAUGGUAUGAAAAUUAUUUAUAUCAUCAACAGGUAUAAAGUUCAGAAAUUAAUGUAUACUUUUGUCCACACACCUUAAAUUAUGUUCAUGUCCAUAGUACUGGUGGACAUUUUGUCCUUUUGAUAUAUCCGCUAAAUGUACGGAUAAUGAUGUUGGAGUGCACAUUGCUUAUUGUAUUACCAAAGCUUCAUGUGUAAUUGACAUCUCAUUGAGUUGAUGUUUUUUUUAACCAAAUAUUUUCUGCAAUAUCUUAGUAAACAAUACAUGUACUAUUUUAAUUGCCUCUAGCGAAAAUCCAUGAGAUUAUGAUCUGCCAGAGAGAGUCUUUUUGAAAAUUCAAAUCGAUGAAUAGGCUAUUUUUGAUGAUUUGUGAGAGUUCACAUGUGUGAGACAUGUUACACAGUUAUAGAACAAUACUGUAAUUACCAGGGUUGUAUGAUCAACUAAUAGAUUAAAACAUAGUUAAUCAAUUAUUCUCCACAAGUAUGCGAUCAGAAUUGUUCAAGAAAUUGUAUUUUAAUUUUGUGUAUGUGUGAUACUAACAUUUUGUUGAACAUUUCUGAGAAACUUUCUGCCCUAUACUACACCAAUAUCUGUGUCCUGUAUUCAUAGUGGUUGGAAUUGCUGAAGUUUUGUAAGGACAUUGCCCGUUAUUUGUAAUUGUUGUUAUAAACAUCUAGUAGCAAGUGAACAAUAAUGUUUUGGUGCUUUAACUUGUUUAAUUUAAUUACAUAAUGUCCCAAUGAAUAUUAUUGCUAGUUACAAUUAUAAAUCACAUGUUUCACGAUUUUAUCAGAACUGAUUUUUUACCCAUGGCCAUAUGAUAUUCCUUGUUCCACCAAAUUUUGACCAAAGUUAAACUUGGAUAUUUUUUGAGUGAAUCACUGAAUUUGCAAGUACAAUUAGAUUUCAGAUUUUGUCCGAUAGACUGUUAAAAUAGGCCAGAGUUCUUGUCAAUGUGUGUGACAAUGUGGUUAUUUAUUUUUGUCUUGUUGCUAGCGUACAUUUCGUGUCUAAAAGUAGCUUUAGAUAAAAUGUCUCUUAAUACUUGUUUUAUUUUUCUACUGAAUAUACAUGUACAUAUAUUUUACUGGUGUAGAAAUUUGAAGCCUUGUUGGUUUGAGUGCUUUUAAAAAGUAGAAUCAGAUUUCAGCAGUCUAAGAAUAAUAACAACAUUUGAUUCAAGCAGUUCAUGGUAUGGUACACAUGCAACAACAACGGUAUUGUUUGUUUUUUAUUUUUGGGGGGUGGGGGGGUGUUAUUUAGUUGGUUGUUGGGUGUUUUUUUUUGGUUGGUUUUUUUUUUAAGGGGGGGGGGGCGGUGUCAGAAGUGGAUCUUUAGAACUAAGCUUUUUAGUUGAAAAUCAAAUCAUAUGAUACCUUUGUUUUUAACAUGUAAGACCUCUUCCUUACUCCAACCAGAGUUAAACUUUAUAUUAUUCUCUUUAUGUUUAACACAUGUACAAUACAUGUAUUGAUAAUGAACAUGCAUUUCUUUAUAUUAAUUAUUUUUGUAUAUUUAUAUUUUGAGAGUCUAAAUUACAUUACUGGUGGUAGUCAUUUUGUUUCAGUUAAAAAAUUCAGCAUUUUUUUUUUCUUUUUUCACAUCAGUAAAGAUUUAUUUACUGUUUUAAGUUUUAAUAUUAAAAUACUGGUUGAGGUUUCUACCUAUGUGCACCAUGUUUAUGUUUGUUGUGACAUCAUGUAUUUCAAAUUAGAAGUAAUGUCAAAAUAACAUGCAAAUAAGAUGUUAAUUAUGUCUGUGUUUGAUUGUAAAUUACAGUAAUCAUACAAAUUGAAUAAAUGAUAUGUUGACACAUA
Messenger RNA from Ostrea edulis (European flat oyster), 6910 nucleotides. RefSeq names its product Golgi apparatus protein 1-like. The transcript has 25 exons. NCBI's taxonomy places the organism in Eukaryota, Metazoa, Mollusca, Bivalvia, Ostreida, Ostreidae. The record is from RefSeq and is a predicted model, not a curated record. Gene Ontology annotation, cellular component: Golgi membrane. Bases 419 to 3970 code for a protein of 1183 amino acids. Gene Ontology annotation, molecular function: fibroblast growth factor binding.